UCAGGCCUGCAUAUACUGGAGGACUGCAAAUCUUGUCUUGGGGAUUUUACUGUGACUCUACUGGCCUAACGAAACCUAGUGGACCUUGCAGUCCGGGGUAUUUCUGUGUAGAGGGAGCCGUCACUUCUAACCCUAUUGAGGGAAUAACAGGAGGACCCUGUCCUGAGGGUCAUUACUGCCCAGAGGGAACUGUUCAACCUGUGCCCUGUGAUCCAGGGACUUAUGUUGCUGUUACGCACGCAACUCACUGUGAGCCCUGUGUGCCUGGCUGGCACUGUGUAUCUGGCUCUCUAUACUUGUGUCCUGCAGGCUUUUACUGCCCUGAAGGAACUGGAUUUUAUUUGAGAGGCUGUCCAGAGGGAACUUAUGGUCCUGACCCUGGCUACUGGUCUGUAUCUCAGUGCAGGCAGUGUGACGGUGGCCAUUACUGCUCUGCCAGAAAUGGCACAGCUGUCACUGGACCAUGUCAGGAAGGAUAUUACUGCUCACAUGGCAACAUCUCCCCAAAACCACUGUUACAGGCUGCAGGAGAGGGAGGGCCGUGUCCUGCUGGUCAUUACUGCCCCCAGGCCUCCAUCCAUCCUCUGCCCUGUCCUCGUGGCACAUUCUCUAACCUCACCAAAUUAGUCUCCCAGGAGGAUUGCCAGCCAUGUCUCCCUGGUUUCUAUUGUGAUUCUGUGGGUCUCUCAGCACCUUCAGGAGAAUGCUGGGAAGGUUUCUUCUGUUUGGAGGGUGCAGAUCGCCCUGACCCUCCUUUUAGAGACAGCCGGGGAGGACCUUGCCCUAAAGGUUAUUACUGUUCUAAGGGCUCUGUGGCUCCUCAGCAGUGCCCCCUGGGAACCAUCAGCAUAGACGACGGCCGAGCCAGCUGCAGCAUCUGUCCCCCUGGUUAUUACUGCCCUGGCAAGAGUAAUGGCUCUCUGUCUGGAAGUAACGAGUGUCCAGUGGGUUAUUACUGCCCAUCUGGGACAUGGUCCAAACACCAGUUCCCGUGUCCAGUCGGAUCCAUCAACCCAUACACUAGGAUGGCAAAACCUCAGGACUGCUUGCUGUGCCCUUCAGGCUCCUUCUGUAUGGCCCCUGGAAAGGGUGUUAUAUCCGGUCAGUGUGAUGCAGGGUACUAUUGCCUCUCUGGGGCAUGGUCACCCACACCACAAGACAGAGGGAUGACAGGUGAUGGAUGUCCUGUGGGUUAUUACUGUCCCCAGGGCUCCUCAGCACCCCUGCCCUGCCCCAUCGGACAUUACAGCAACCAUACCCUUAAUACUCAACUCUCUGACUGCCUGCCUUGUCUUCCAGGGUUUCUAUGUGCCACUAGAGGGCUCUCUUUCCCUUCUCAAAUCUGCCCAGCUGGCUCAUAUUGUCCAGGCAGAGAUAACAGCAGCAAGGAGGCAUCCAUACCCUGCUCACCUGGAAACAUGUGCCCACCUGGAACUAAUAGACAGGUGCCCUGUCUGCCCGGGACUUAUCAGGAUUUACCUGGACAGGCAGAGUGUGUUAAAUGUCUAGCAGGAUUUUACUGUGCUGGAUCCAUGGAUGCAAAAAGCGCGUAUAUGUCUGGAACUCACACUCCCAUGCUGUGUCCUAAAGGACACUAUUGCCCACCAGGAACACAGUCUGGUGUAGCCUUCCCAUGCCCAGCUGGUGCCUUCAGCAGACAGAUGGGGUUGUCCAAUAAGUCUGGCUGUGAGCUCUGCCCUCCAGGGAGAUAUUGCAGUUCCUCUGGACUCACUGCUCCCACUGGGCUCUGCUCUCCUGGUUACCUCUGUAUCCAUGGUUCUGCUUCUGCCCAGCCAGAGGAGGGCCCUACAGGAGGCCGUUGCUCUUCAGGGUCUUACUGCCCCCAUGGUACCAGCUAUAUGGUUCCUUGCCCUGCAGGCACCUUCAGCUCCAUAGACGGGGCAGCUUCAGUGGAAGUCUGUCAGCCAUGUUUGUCUGGCCAUUUUUGCGCUGAUAUCGGCCUCUCUGCUCCAUCCGGACCCUGCAAAUCAGGUUUCUACUGCACAAAGGGAUCCAAAACAGCUACACCCUCAGUUACAGGAGAUACCACAUCACCAUCCCCACUUACGGAUGAUUCAACCCAGGGUCUCUUCCAUGGUGAUGUGUGUCCUGCAGGCCACUAUUGUCCUGAAGGAAGUGCAAAGCCAAGCCUCUGUCCUCCAGGUACCUUCUCUGGGAGGUCUGCAGCUGAGUCUGAGGCUGACUGUGAAGCUUGCUAUGCGGGUUCUUACUGCCCACUGUGGGCUCAGACCUCUGUUGGCCUCCUCUGUCCCCCGGGGUGGUACUGUCCACAGGGAUCAGUGUCUGGACAUCAGCCAGAAUAUCAAUGCCCACCUGGCCAUUCAUGUCCAAUUGGUGGUGCUGAGCCGACCAUCUGUAGACCUGGAACUUUUCAGUCUUCAUCUGGACAAUCUACUUGCAACACCUGCCCACCAGGUUUCUACUGUUUGGAGGGAUCAUCUGUGCCAUAUCCCUGUCCAAUGGGCAGUGUUAGUCCAUCAGCUGGCAUGACCUCCCUGGCUGACUGCUCCCCCUGCCCCUCUGGCUUCUUCUGUAACAGUAGCGCUCUAAUGGAACCAACUGGACCCUGCAGUCAAGGACAUUUUUGCACCCAGGGGUCCACUGAGCCAUUUCCUGUCACGCAGCCUUUUGGAGAUGUUUGUCCCAUGGGAUACUUCUGUCCUCGUGGGAGUGGGUCACCGGAACCCUGUCCUGUUGGCAGCUUCCUCCCUACGCCUGGAGCUUCCUCCCGCUCUCACUGCCAACUGUGCCCCCCAGGGAAAUACUGCCUGAGUCCUGCUAGCUCACAGCCCACAGGUUUGUGUUCUGCGGGGUACUUCUGUUCUGGUGGAGCUGAAAGCCCCACUCCUCGGGCCAACUCCUCCCUGUUCAUUUGUCUCUGUGAAAUACUGAAGGUUUAUACCAAAAAGACAAGCACCGCCUUCUGGUUGGACAAUCUGUCCUGCCUCAACGACUCCAGUAAUUCUGGGAGAGACGUUUGCUGGAUCGAAGUGGUAACAUCGCCACAGGGAAAUUCAGACCAUAUUGUGACUCACUCAUUGCCAUGUCUCGAGAGCCCACAUUAUGCAUGUUCCACCUACAGAGGAGAUAUAUGCCCUAAAGGAUUUUAUUGUCCCGUUGGCUCUUCUUACCCACAGCCCUGUGAGGCUGGCUCUUACUGUAACCAAACUGGUCUGGAUGCUCCCGAAGGGCCCUGUGCUGCAGGAUAUCACUGCCCUAAAGGUUCUUUAGACCCCCAUGCCAGCCCCUGCCCCACUGGACAUUACUGCCCCCUUGGAGCGCUUCUUCCUCAGCCUUGCCCCAUUGGAACUAUAAAGAGUUUCAUUGGUGGAUCGACAGUUGAGUCUUGCCAGCUGUGUCCCGCGGGUCACUACUGCCACCAGAGAGGAAAAGCUGAGCCAAGCGGCCGGUGUGCAGAAGGUUACUACUGUCCUGAAGGACAGAGCUCAGAGACACCACGACAACAUUUGUGCUCAGUGGGACAUAGUUGUGAGAAGGGCAGUGUCAACCAGACAGCCUGCCUCCCAGGCAGCUACCAGCAUAGACAAGGCCAGGGCAGCUGUGAGAUAUGCCCUGCCGGUUUCUAUUGUCAGCAUCAAGGAAUGACCCUGCCACGACCAUGUGAGAGAGGAUUUUAUUGUUCCAGUGGAUCAGCAAAUCAACAUCCCUGUCCAGCGGGGACAUAUGGAAAUGUGUCAGGCCUCAUUGAGGAAUGGCAGUGCUCCCAAUGUGACCCUGGGAUGUAUUGUAAAGAAAAAGGGAGGACCUUCCCCAAUGGGCCGUGUGUGGCAGGGUUUGUUUGUCUUGGGGGAGCCUCCACACCUACUCCACUUGACAAUUUGACAGGAUUCCCCUGUCCUCCUGGAUUCGUUUGCUCUGUGGGGACAUCUGUACCAACCCCAUGCCCAAAAGGAACAUUCAGUGAGCAGAGUGGGCUUGUGGAUCAGUCUCAGUGUCGUAGCUGCAGUCCGGGCUUCUACUGCUCGGGGAGUGGACUCUCUGUGGUCUCUGGGCCUUGCCUCCCAGGUUUCUACUGUCUUGAAGGGUCUCAGACUGCCACUCCAAUAUCAAAUGUGUCUGGAGGAGUUUGCCCAACAGGCCACUUCUGCACAGAGGGCACUAAUGUCCCCUCCCCCUGCCCAGCUGGGUCCUUCCAAAAUGAGACCGGAGGCAAAGGCAUAGAUGACUGCAAACCAUGCCAACAUGGCUGGUUCCAGGAUAUAUCAGGACAGAGAGAUUGUCAUCCCUGUCCUCCUGGGUUCCACUGCAGGUCCCCGGAACCCAGUUCCACCAGGGGGAGCUCUGUAGGGGUCUCUAGUCCAAUGCCUUGCCCUGCUGGCUAUGUCUGUCCCAGAGAGAGUCCAGGGAGUCAGCCUCUGCCCUGCCCCCGAGGUACCUACAGCCCGAGACAAGGUCUCACCAACAUAGGUGAGUGCCUACUGUGUCCGGCAGGUCAGUUCUGUGGGUCUGAAGGUUUGGUUGAGCCUUCAGGAGCUUGUGCUGCUGGUUUUCUCUGUCUGAUGGGUGCCACAGUGCCAAACCCAACUGACAACAGAACUGGAUCUUUGUGUCCACCUGGGGUUUUCUGCCAACAGGGAUUACGGGCAGGUGAAUGCUGGGCCGGGUUUUACUGCAGCUGGGGCUCAAUUAGAGCAGACGAGGUUCUGUGCCCUGCUGGUUUCUUCUGCCCCGGCAGAACACCAUUCCAUGUGCCAUGUCCUGCAGGAACAUUUAGCUCUUCCACAGGCAACACACACCAAGAAAACUGCACCACAUGUACCUCUGGAUACUUCUGUCAAGUUGAAGGUACUGUGCAGCCCGCACUGUGUCCCGCCGGAUACUAUUGUCCUGCAGGACUGACUCUAGGACUAGAGUUCCCCUGCCCACCUGGCACUGUGCAGAACCAACCAGGAGCCCACGGUCCUGAGGCCUGCCUGCUUUGCCCUGCUGGAACAUUCUGCUCUCAUCCUGGUCUGUCAAAGCCAACAGGACUCUGUGAGGCAGGAUACUUCUGUCCUGCUGGAUCCACAAGUCCUAACUCUGCUAAUCAUCAGGGGAAUUCCACCAGAAGCCGUCUCUGUCCUUCUGGCCACUUUUGCCCCCCUGGCACAGGCUACCCUCUCCCCUGCCCCACAGGCUCUCUUUCCAUCUUCAGAGGCCUAAAGGGAGAGGACGACUGUCCACCCUGCCCCGCUGGACUGUUUUGUGACAGGCCUGCAAUGAAAGCGCUAUCAAGUGCUCUUCCAUGUCAUGCUGGGUAUGUAUGCCUGGCUGGCAGCUCCAGUCCCACUCCAACUGCUGGUUCCCAUGGCUAUCUCUGCCCUCCUGGCCAUAGUUGUCCUGUUGGCACAGCAAAUGAGGUGCCUUGUGAGCCUGGCACUUUCAAUCCUGCUCCAGGAGCAGCCCGUUGCUUAUUAUGCCCCAAAGGGAGCAUGUGUUCCUCCUCAGCCACUCAAGAGCCCUCGAUCUGCCCAGCUGGUUAUUAUUGUCCCAUUGGAACAACCCUGCAGCAGCCCUGCCCUUUAGGGACUUUCAGCAAUCAGACAGGAGCUCACUCUCUGUCCAUCUGCACGCCCUGUCCCUCUGGAGUGUACUGUAGCUCAUAUGGAGCCUCAACACCACAAGGCUCUUGUUUGCAGGGUUAUUUCUGCCAAGGUGGAGCCAUGGGGCCAACACCACAGAGCUCUGAAAAUUUCCCCAGGAAUGGCCCCUGCCCCGUGGGCCACUACUGUCCAGCUGGGUGCCUCUCGCCAGUUCCCUGCCCUUUUGGCAGCAUUCGCAAUACCACUGGAGGUGUGUCAAUGGAGAGCUGCUCUACCUGCCCUGCAGGUCACUACUGCUCCAAUGAGGGUCUGUCCAACCCCAGUGGCCCCUGUGCUGCAGGUUUCUACUGCCCUCAUGACUUCUCUUCAACAACUCCAUAUGCCUUUCUCUGUCCCAAGGGACACUGUUGUCCACAGGGCUCUGCUCUGGCCCUGCCUUGUCCUACGGGAGAAUACCAGCCAAACCCGGGCUCAGAUAGCUGCAUCCCAUGUCGACCUGGAUUUUACUGUGAGGAGGCCAUAGUUGGGGAGCCUAGGCCCUGCCCACCACACUCAUUCUGCCCUGCAGGUACAAUGGUGCCUCAGCCUUGCCCUAAUGGGACUUACACUCAUUCAAAUCAGGGAGGGCUUCAAGAAGAGAGAGAGUGUUUACCCUGCCCUCCAGGGAGGUUCUGCAGGGCUGGAAGGAUCCAGGGUACAUGUGCUGCCGGGUACCUUUGUGUGUCUGGGAGUGCAGAGUUUACCCCUCAGACACCACUGUUUAACCAAACAGAGUGCCAGUGGGGCAUGCAGUGUGCCGGACCAUGUCCUCCAGGUUUCUUCUGCUCUGACGGUGCAGAGAAGGUUCAGUUGUGUCCUGUAAACACUAUCAGAGUCUCCCCAGGUGGUGCCAGCUUACAGGACUGCUUAUCCUGCCCACCUCAGCAUUGGUGUAGACCUGGAGACCCUGUGCUUCAUCUGUGUCCUGCUGGUCAUUACUGUGAUGGUCUGCCAGGCAAUUAUUACACUGGAGGACCAGGACCCAGGCCUUGUCCUCUGUACACCUAUCGAGCUUCCCCUGGAGCGGGCAGCAAGGGCGACUGCUUACCGUGCCCUGCUGGUUCCCUCUGUAACGGCACAGGACUUACAGACUACUCCAGCAGCCCAUGCCCACCUGGUUUCUGGUGCAGAGGGACAGGACCCCCCAUCCUCUGCCCCACAGGCACUAAGAGGCCCCUGCCUGGAGCUGCUGCACCCAAUCAGUGUGAACCGUGCACAGGAGGGACCUUCUGUCCAGAUCCCUGGCUCACAGGACAGCCCAAUGUGGAGGGGAUUCCCUGCAGGGCCUCAUAUCAAUGCCCUACUGGUGCAGUCUCAGAGAGGCCAUGCAGAGCCGGCUCUUACUGUGGACCUCAGACAGCUGAGCCUCGGGUCUGUCCGGGAGGUUAUUUUUGUCCAGAGGGAUCCCAGUCCUACCACCACCCUAAACAGCUUUGCCCAUUCCCUUACUACUGCCCGGCAAACAGCUCAGGCAUGAAGUCCUGUGAGGGAGGAUCCAUGCCUGUCAACACCAGUGGGCUCAGGGGAUCUAAAAGCAGCAGCUGUAGUGUUUGUGAGGGGGGCACCUAUCGUCCAUAUCUCUCUCCCAUCCCAUAUUGUCCUCAAUGUCCUGCAGGGUACUUUUGCCCCGCAGGCACAUCCCACUACAAGAGUAAUGCCUGUCCUGUUGGUUAUGUCUGUCCCAUGGGAUCCACUCAACCAAUACCCUGCCCUCCUGGUUUCUUUGGUAACCUCACUCAUGCUGAAACAAUAACAGGUGACUGUCAGCCAUGUCCAACUGGCACCUUCAACCACCUGCCUGCUCAGAAGGCUUGCUUCCCCUGUGGCAGUUCCUCUACUUCAGCAGCAGGUUCCUCUUCUUGUAGCUGCAUUGGUAAGAACCGUGCAUUCCAGCCCUCAGAUGGUUCAUGUUUGUGCAGAACUGGUUUUAUCUUCUACAAUGAACUGGAUUUCAAAAGCUCCACCUCUGACAGUGAGUUUGACUGCCAGCCUGAGGUGAACAAACGGUGCGCAACAGGACAGGUACGUCUGGCAGCAUCUAGAGCCUGUGUAUCACCCUCCCUCCACUCCUGUAAUAUCACCUGUGGACCACAUGGAGGAACUCUGGAUGUGGAGAUGGGCGUCUGUCAGUGUGAGCGAUAUGUAUCUGCUGAGGAGCUUUGCAACACUUCCUGCCUUUCCAGGCUGCCUCAGCUCUCUGCUGAGAUAUCAGAUGGAAACCUGCAGCUCAGCCUCAAAGAGAGAGACAGCAUGGUGUGGUUCAAAACUGUCAUGAAUGUUUUAGGACCAGAUAUCCAUGCUAGGAAUAUUGGUAAAAUCAAUUUUGUCCAGUUUGAGCCUGAAGGAGUGUUUGGUUGGAUUCCCACUCGGAGAGAUCUCAUCCAGCAGUUCCUGUCAGAGCCCUUACAACACUAUAAUGUAAGCCCUCGAGAGAGGAGAGAGACAAAACAUGAUGAUGCAGACUCAGGUGUCAUCCCUCGUAUUCCCAACCCCAUCGCAUGUCUGACCUCCGGUGACAUGCUUGUUUUCCACCUAACCAUCAACCAAACUGACCGCCACAGCAGCCACUUCCCAGUGUAUCAGAAAGACCAUCUGUUUAACAGUAACCCCAGCUGGGAUUUUGGUGCCUUUAGACGUCUGGAGAGUCUCAUUAAACAGACAAAUUUCAACUCCACAAGGUUUGCCCAUGUGUUUACAGAAACAGGGAAGUAUGUGUUUGUGGACAGUGCUGUCCCAGAGUGGAGUUUGGUGGUGGUGGUCAGUGAAGAGGGGACAGAGUGUGACCCUCGGCUGUCUGUCUUCCAACCAAUGACGCCAGCACAGCUGGUCAAGCACGGAAUUGUCAAACAGCACAAACUCAACCUGCUUCCUGACUGGGGAGUGAUUGCAGGGAUCCUGAGUCUGCUGCUGGUUGUAGUUGUGAUUGUGACCACCACAGUACUGGUGCUGCGACCUGGAAAAGCAAAACUCGUCUCUCAGUGGAAGAUUAAGCCAAAGUGGCGCAGCCUUGGGGAACCUAUCUGUCCAGUGGACUGUGUUUGCAGUGCAGAAAGCAUAGCUGUCCCAAGCCAAGGUGGCUUCAUUGGCAGUAGGGGUGUAGGAGAGGGAGCAGAGGCUGAGGAGCCCGCUUUGACAAAAGGAGGAAGUCGGUCAGGGCGCUUUGAUUUGGAGGAGUUCAAUGUGAAGACUCUGUAUGAUAAACUAGAGGAUCAGAACCUCCACAUAGCCUCACAACUGGCACGUCACCGCAAGGACACACAGGAGUUUUACAGAAAUAUUUGUCAGCAGACUGAAACCCUAAAGGAAAUCUUCGAGAAUAUGGACAUAAAAAAAAGAAGUCUUCUUAAGGAGCUGCUAGCCCAAAAUGCUAUCAUGGACAAAGCAUCUAACAGCAGUGCACGAGGAAGAGAUGAUCAAUCUGAGGCUUUUUUAGCAUUACUGGGAGCUGUUCUGAGGUCAGUGGAGACUCUUUUAUGCAGGCUGGGAGGGGACACGUGGCAGAGCCAGGACUUGCCUGGUGCGCCAUACAAUCAUACUGGUUCCCAUGAGGCAAGGGAGUGUGAGAGGCAAGCUGGUGACACCAACAUCUGUUACACACAGUUUUCUCCAAUGAGUAUGACCAGAGGAGAAGCUCCUCCCAAUGAGUCAGUCACUUUACAAAGCACAGCUCAUUGCCUGAGUGACCACGACCUGUCCAAGAUGAUCAGCAUAUCUCCACUAUUCAAGACCCUGCAGGAGAUCCAUCAAUCUUUACAGAACUUUACCACUGCUGAGUAUAAUCAGCAGUUUGACAAUGCAGCUACCGAACAUUAUGUCCAGGACAACCAUGAUGGGCAACUUAUCCCCACUGCACUGGACAGCCUCUCACCUCAACAUUCUACCAUUUUCCUGUUUGGUUGCCAAGUGAUGCAACUUCUUGCAAACUGCCCCUUAUUUCCCCCUGUGCUUCUGCUACUGGCCAAGUCUCUCCCUGUUUCUCAAGCUCUCUCUAACGAGGGUCUCCUGGCACAUUGCUCCAAGGACUUUUAUUUUGAUGGAAACAAUCAAAUCCUUUAUCUGUCAGAGAUAAAGCUGAAGAACGCUGGACAUUUUAUAGCUACUAUCCUGCAGUCCAUGGCCCACAUUGCAUCAGGAUCCAAACCACAAAGCUUUAUGAGAGCUCUCCAUGAGGCUGUUUCAGCGUUAAGCCUUCAGCUGUUCAACUCUUCUUUCACAUGGAGCACAGCAGAGUCAAAAUUUGAUGCUUCAGAGGGGUGGUGUGGUGCACUAGCUGAGGAUUUUCUCAACAUCAGAUAUCCUAAUGAGGAGCAUUUCACUGAGCAUCUAUUAGCUAAAAGACUUGAGAAAUACAAAUAUUUCAAGUUAGAGCAACUCAUCUUGAACCUGAAACAGAAUUCAGCAGAGGACACAAACACAGGUUUACUGCCAAAAGGGACGCCGAUGCAGAUUUCCUGCGUUGAGGAAGUAAUUGACCACUUGAAUGAGUCCUUCCUUCAGCUGAGCCUACAGCUACAGAAGAGAGCUCAAAUGAGCAUGUGGCUAAAGGAGAGAGAAAGCAGUGCUGCCAGCCGUUCUGCAAGGGCAACACCAACAAGCUCACCAAGCCUUAGUCGUAACGGAACAAUCCUGCUGGAACUGAAGAGGCACUACGUAUCACAGCGCCUCGAUGAGCUCCAAACCACAUUAGGCCACAUCAGACGGUGCCAGCAGCGUGACAGCAAGUCAGGAAGUGGGACAAGAGGCUGUACGCAAACAGACAGCAGCAGCACUCAGCAAGAGCAGAGACAGCAAUAUCCUGGCAUCGAUGGCCGAAGUCCUGCUGACAGCCAGCCGCAAGACAGUAGACACAGCCAGCAAACCAUAGAGAGCAGAGGUCUUGGCCCUUAUACAAUAGAGAGUCGUUUUUCUGAACAGCAAAGGAGUGGAUCUUUACUCAGUUGCAAGCUGCUGGAGAGACAAGAUCAGCAGUAUCUUAAAGUCCCAGAGGAGCAGGACAUCAGAAGUCACAUCACAAUAGAAAACACAACUGAACACACAGACAUUGAUGACCCGUGGGGACCUAAUGACCAGAGACUGAAUUUAAAUGACAAAUGCUGAGAAGUAGUUUGUUAUUUUUCAGUUUCUCUCCUUUGCCUUUAGUCUUUUAUGCUCAGUGCUCUUGAGCAUGAAAUAUUAAAGGCUUUCAUGCUCAAGAGCAUUGUUGAAAACAUUCUCCCUUGUUUUUGGAGACAUGACUUGAGUGACCUCUGACUUUAUUUGACUAUUUUUGAAACACUUCUUCUGUGUUCUUUCUAAUUAUCUACCGUUGAGUAUGAAUAACUUAUAGCACGUAUGAAGGAGUUAAAACCUAGACCUCUAAGUCAGCCUCUGUUAAUUAGCAUAUUCUAAUGGAGACAAUAAACUCCAGCUGAGUGAACAUAAGGUGACCCUCGUAACUCUGUGUAGUCUGCUAACAACAACCACUCAUUGUGUAGAGGUGAUGACCCACAUGUCUUCAUGAAUAUCCUAUUAAACUGCAGUAAUCUUU
This is a messenger RNA of Notolabrus celidotus (New Zealand spotty), 11130 nucleotides long. Its product is annotated as zonadhesin. Gene Ontology annotation, molecular function: protein binding. Bases 1026 to 10700 code for a protein of 3224 amino acids. The record is from RefSeq and is a predicted model, not a curated record. The transcript is spliced from 67 exons. NCBI's taxonomy places the organism in Eukaryota, Metazoa, Chordata, Actinopteri, Labriformes, Labridae.